Molecule: messenger RNA, 2659 nt
Organism: Silurus meridionalis
Lineage: Eukaryota; Metazoa; Chordata; Actinopteri; Siluriformes; Siluridae
Gene: cbln1
Product: cerebellin 1 precursor
Exons: 4
Coding region: 412-1602 (396 amino acids)
Cellular component (GO): glutamatergic synapse; synaptic cleft
Molecular function (GO): protein binding
Source: RefSeq, a predicted model, not a curated record
GCAGGCAGAAUAACUGUAAGCAAUAGGUCGCGUUUAUUAACGUAUAGAGACAGCGCUAUGGUGGGUUGCCAGCUCCGAUUCUGUAAAACGACGUACUGAUUCGAAGGUGAUACACGUGUCCGUGAGUCCUGCCAUACCGCGCGCACAGUCAGUCAUGUUUCUCAGUACUUUUCGUGGCCCGUGCAUGCGUGGCCAAUCGACGGCAUUAUUUUGCGGAAUGAUUUUUCACUGAGGCGAAGAACUUAUUUCUUGUAGACCCUUGCGCGAAAAUGGAAACGAAUGCAAGUAUAUUGCAUAAGUCAACCGCGUGCACGAGCCAUAAAAAAGUUCUUGCGCGUUCUUGGAGUCAUUGAUUAACACUACCAUUAGUUGCCGCCCUAUAAUCCAUUAGAACGCGACAUACAAAGACUAAUGACCUCUUUGUUCGCGCGCCAUGGUCACUGUUUUUUUUAUUUUAUUUAUUUUAUUUUUUUAGGAACUGCACAUCCUUCUCUCUCUCUCUCUCUCUCUCUCUCUCUCUCUCGAAUCUCAAGCAUCCGCAAGCCCACCUGUUCUUCUUCUUUCUCUUCUUCUUCUUCUUCUUCUUCUUCUUCUUCAGAAAGGGGGCGGUGCUCGUGUGGACGUCACAUGGCCGUCAAAUCGCCACGCGCCGCGAUUGGCGGCGAGCAGACGAGCUCGUGGGCACGGCGGGGAGCCGCGCGGAAAGGGGGCGUGUUGCGAAGGGGGGCGCGCGCGCUCGCCAGCCUUUGUGCAUCACUUCCAAUAUCUCACGCGUCAAUAAUUGAGCGCGCGAGCAGACGGAAGCCCUUGCGCUAUGCGCUCAGCCGCGUGCCGACUAGACGAGGGCCUCGCUGCGUUCACCGCCGCCUCAAGACUCGCGCACGGGAACAACACGAAGGAGAAAAGGAUCUAGAGACAGAAAAACUCACCGAGUUCGAGAGGAAAGAAAAACCUGGAGACGGCUACGACUUUGUGAGUGCCCUGAAGCAGGAGAGAAGUGCUGAGGAGACUGUGAGGCUGAAGUUGACAGUGAUGCUGGUGUUUGUGCUGUGCGCGCUGGCGUUGGGUUGCCUCGCGAGCGCGCAGAACGAGACGGAGCCCAUCGUUUUGGAAGGAAAAUGUCUGGUCGUGUGCGACUCAAACCCAACUUCAGACCCCACCGGCACUGCGCUCGGGAUUUCCGUGCGCUCCGGAACCGCCAAAGUCGCAUUCUCCGCAGUCAGGAACACCAACCUCGAGCCGUCCGAGAUGAGUAACCGGACAAUGGUCAUCUACUUUGAUCAGGUUCUCGUGAACGUCGGCAGAAGUUUCGACGAAGAUAGAAGUCAUUUCUUCGCCCCGCGUAAAGGGAUUUACAGUUUUAAUUUCCACGUCGUGAAGGUUUACAACCGGCAAACUAUCCAGGUGAGCCUCAUGCACAAUGGGUGGCCUGUGAUUUCAGCCUUUGCUGGAGACCAGGACGUGACACGCGAGGCUGCCAGUAAUGGUGUUCUGAUCCAAAUGGAGAAAGGCGAUCGUGCCUACCUCAAGCUAGAGCGGGGCAACCUGAUGGGUGGCUGGAAGUACUCCACCUUCUCUGGCUUCCUGGUCUUCCCUCUGUAGAUGAGGGUCUCAUCAUGUAGGGACUAUUGUUCUUCAGCUCACCAGCUUGUGGGACUGUGGCGAUAGAGUGAGAGAAAGAGAUGAUGAGGCGAAGUAGGAGUGUGUGUGACAAAGAGAAAUAUAUAUAUAAAUAUAAGGAAGGAAUUUGAAAAGAGAAUUAGUAUGGCUAGCUCUUUGACAUGCUCGCUCCGCUGCUUGCCUACAGCUCUGGACAGCCAAAACCUUUUUUUUUUUUUUAUUGUGAUAAUUACAAUAAUUAACAAUUAAACAAUAAAAUUAUAGAGGCUAUUGCCUUUCUCCUCAUAUAUCUCUUUAUUUAACCUUCCAUAUAACAUGAAGAAUGUCUAUCAUCAGACGUUUAAGGAAUGUCUGUCAUCAAACUCAAGGCACAAAAUCAUCCAGGCCCAUUAUGUCAUAUUGGCAAUUUCUUAAACGUAAUCCUCAUAUACAUAUAUUUCUUGUCUUUCUCUCCUUAAAAUAUCGCAAGCGGCAAUCUCAGUUGUACAAGCAUAAUGCUGUUCCCUUCAGUCUUAACUGGAAGUUUUGCUCUUUUUUGGCUCUGCUAUUUGUCCUUAAAACUGGAGGACGCGUUUCACUCUGUUAUGCCUGGAGAGUACACGAACUCCUCAAAGAGACUCUACCUGUAUACUGGAUAUAUACAGAUAUAUAAAAUUCUUCAAAUUUCUAUAUGAUAUACUCUAUGACUAUCUGAACCUUAUUAUGUAUUUCUGUAUUUUAAUGUUAAUAAUAGUGGUUUUGUGAGUGUGUAUGGGUGUGCGUAUGUGUGCGUGCUGUGUGUGUGUGAGUGUGUGUGUCAUAAUGCUGCAGCCAAGCUACCAAUGCUUCUUGUUUUCAUUUCAGAAAUGUGGCUACACUUAAGCUAUAUCAGAAGUACUAUAAAGUAAUUUUAUUAUUAUUAUUGACUGUAAGAUAUGUGUGAAUAUUAAGAAACCAUUUCUUUUACUCAUCAAUUAACAAAUUAAAUUAUUGUUUUUAUUUUUAUUUUUUAUUUGCUUUGAUCCAAUAAAAAUUAAAUGGUCAUUUUUAUUUUUCCUAA